Messenger RNA from Diaporthe batatas, 1686 nucleotides. RefSeq lists its product as uncharacterized. Bases 1 to 1686 code for a protein of 561 amino acids. The transcript has a single exon. Gene Ontology annotation, cellular component: membrane. Gene Ontology annotation, molecular function: acyltransferase activity, transferring groups other than amino-acyl groups. The record is from RefSeq and is a predicted model, not a curated record. Gene Ontology annotation, biological process: polysaccharide biosynthetic process. NCBI's taxonomy places the organism in Eukaryota, Fungi, Ascomycota, Sordariomycetes, Diaporthales, Diaporthaceae.
AUGAAUGGUCAUGCUUUCUCGAAACAUUCCCUCUCGUACGAGGAGAGUAUAAACCUACUGGAUGAGAAGAACCUGUCCGACGUCGACAGCGACGCCGGCAAGGCAGACAACGAGAGUCGCUUCCCCACCGCCGCGGCAUGGGCGAAUAUAGCUAGGUCCACAUUGUCGUCACUAUCGAUCCCGCGACGGCCACCGCCGAUGUCAGCGUACCUAGCAGUCCUGCGGCGUGCAGGUUUCUUUCUCCUCCCGUCCUUUGUCCAGAGCAGGUUAAGUCGCGACAGGAAACAUGGCUCCGACAAGCUUGGGCCCACGGCCUAUCUCGACGGGAUGCGUGGUAUGGCGGCCUUCUCGGUGUUCUUGUGCCACUACCUCUACACAUGCUUCAUCAUCGCCGAGGGAUGGGGCUUCGAGGAGCACAACUACGCCUUCUUCAAGCUCCCCUUCGUGCGGCUCCUGUAUGCCGGACCACCACAGGUGGCCAUCUUCUUCGUCGUGUCCGGGUACGCGCUGUCGCUCAAGCCCAUCAAAUUGGCCCGACAACAGAAGUGGGACAACUUCGCCACCACGAUGGCCAGCUUCGUCUUCCGGAGGGCCAUCCGAUUGUUUCUCCCGACAGCUAUCUCGACCUUCAUGGUUGUGGUUCUGCUGCGACUGGGCGCGUACGAGUGGACGAGGGACUUCUCACGGGACAGCACCUUCAUGAAGAACGUGCAGGAGACGGCGCCGGACCUGAAGGGCUCCCUCUCGGAACAGCUCUCCGACUGGGCCUGGAACAUGUUCAACUUUGUGCACAUCUGGGGCUGGGAGCCAUACGGAGGCAGCACCUACUACGACGUGCACCUGUGGACGAUCCCCGUCGAGUUCCGCGCGAGCAUGAUGCUCUUCCUGACGCUCAUCGGGCUGGCGCGCCUGCGGGCGGGGGUGCGCUUCGCCUUCCUCGCCCUGGUGGUGUGGUUCUCAUACCGCAACGACCGCUGGGAGAUGGUGCUGUUCUACGCCGGGAUGCUGUUUGCCGAGCUGGACGUCAUCCGCGGCGCGCACAGCGACCCGUUGUCCAACGCGGCCGUCGCCGCCUCGGGCAGUUCCCAGCAACAACUGCCCGUGACCGAGCCCACCCCCUUCGAUCUGGUCGGCAGGGGCCGCCCCUCAUCCAAGGUGUCCAGCCUGAAGCUCAAGACGGCGGCGUGGGUGCUGCUGUCGGUGGCAGCGCUGUACCUCAUGUCGCAGCCAGACGUCCACGGUGCGAGGACGCCUGGGUGGGUGUACCUGACGUCCCUGAUUCCCGAAUGGUUCUCGGACAAGUACCGAUACUGGCAGUGCGUGGGCAGUAUCUUGUUUGUGCUGUGCGUGGGUCACCUGCCCGCCUGGCAGCGCGUCUUCAUGACACCCGUGAUCCAGUACCUCGGCCGCAUCAGCUACGCCAUCUACCUCAUGCACGGGCCCGUCAUCCACACCGUCGGCUAUGCCACCGAGCGCUGGGCCUGGAGCGUCACCGGUAUCGACGGCUGGCACUACAACGCCGGCUUCAUGCUCGCCUCCGUCUUCGUCGUCCCCAGCGUCAUCUGGGCCGCAGACCUCUUCUGGCGCUCCGUCGACGCCCCUGUGGUCCGCUUUGCCAAGUGGUUCGAGAACCGCUGUAUAGUGCCCGAGAAGGAGCAAGAGGUUCAGAGCCAUGGGCGGUCAUGA